This is a messenger RNA of Paramecium octaurelia, 1282 nucleotides long. The record is from the annotation of a GenBank genome assembly. NCBI's taxonomy places the organism in Eukaryota, Ciliophora, Oligohymenophorea, Peniculida, Parameciidae.
AUAUGGGUGCUGCUAAUUGUUAAUCAUGCUGUGCUAAAUAGGAGAAUGAGACUACCGAAUUAAAAGUAGGGAGAGAUAAAGUAAAACCUAAACAUGACAAUUCUGAAAAUGAUAUUACACAACAAGAAUAAAAAGUUCAAGCAAAGGAUCAUGAGAGAUUUGUUGUCGAUUAAGAAUAACAAAAAUAGAAAAAAGAAACCAAAAAAGAGCCAAAAAAAGAAGCCGUUAAAGAAACACCUGCUAAAAAUGUUGAUGAGAACUCAAAAAAGUCUUAAGAAUAAGAUAAAUAGUUAAAUAUCUCAGCAAAUCAUUCAGUUAGCAUGAAUGUCGCAAAUAACUAAGAAGGAAAUGAUUUAAUUAAAAGUACAAUGAAUUGCAAUGAAAGAAAAAAGCUGCCUCCCAUUUAAUUAGAGUCUGGAGCUGUUUAUGAAGGAGAAUGGAAGAACGGAAUGAGAGAUGGUUUUGGUAGGUAAAAGUGGCCUGAUGGUUCCGUCUAUGAAGGGGAGUGGGUAGAAGACAAGUCAUCAGGAAGGGUAUUUAAAUUUAUAAUUUUAGGGGAAAUUGACUCAUGCUGAUGGAGAUGUUUAUGAUGGAGAAUGGAAAAAUGAUAAGGCCAAUGGAAAAGGUACAUACGUACAUGUGAAUGGAGCAAAAUAUGAAGGAGAAGUAAGUCUUGUUAUUAAUUUAAAGUGGGAAAACGAUAAGCAACAUGGAAGAGGAGUUGAAAAUUGGCCUGAUGGUGCUAAAUAUGAGGGUUAAUAUUUUGAAGGGAAAAAACAUGGCAAAGGUAUUCUGAAUUUUGCAGAUGGAUCUAGAUAUGAUGGUAAAAUAGUAGAUUUAAUUAUUUAAAGGUGAAUUUUUAUAAAAUGACAUUCAUGGUGAAGGUACCUACAUUUGGCCAGACAAAAGAGUUUAUAGAGGAUCAUGGAAGAAGAACAAAAUGCAUGGGAAAGGAUAGAUAAUCUGGCAAGAUGGAAGGAAAUAUACUGGAGUAAUAAGUUAGUUCUAAAAUAGGAAUAUGAAGAAGAUAAAAAACAUGGUAAAGGAGUUUUCGAAUGGGCUGAUGGAAGAAAAUAUAUAGGUACUUGGAUUCAAGGUAUGUAAAUAUACAUUUGUAAAAGGUAGGUAACAUGGAAUUGGAAUUUACUAUUUAUAAAAUAAAGAAGUGAAAGUAGGAGAAUGGAAUGAAGGAAAAAGAAUUAAGUGGUUUGAAAAAAAUGAAAUAGAUUAAUUAAUUGAAGAAUAGAAAAUUAAAAGGGAAGAUUUAUAACAGUCUGAUUGA